AAUGUCAGCAAUUGUCCUCUCCCUCUACCACUACCUACUAAUUUGCAAGACAAUGUGUAGUAUAAUUAUAUAAAGUUACACCGGGGCUUGAAUUGUAACAGUAAGAAUUUGCAAAGAAUGAAAACGACUGGGUGCUCGCCAGGAAUCGGUAACUUAAACGAGCUUGGAAAUGAACAAUAAGUCAAUAUUAAGCGAUGAACAGGAGUUAAUUAAAUGGGACGAAUACUGUUUAAACAGAAGAAGUAAUACCUCCGAAGUUAAGGAGCUCUUUUAAAUACAGUUUACGUGCCGCAAAAACGUGUCAGCGUCCUUGCGCCAUCCGAAAUGUCAAUCAAAAUCACUGGAUGUAUUAUUAAGCAUCAGGCAGGCAUUCGCACGGUGACGUGAUUCAAUAACCACAAGACCGCACCCUUUGCACUUGAAACGACGAGCAGUAUGGCGGAAAAUUCAGAUACGGCAGUUGCCGAGACCGACGAUUCCCAAGGACGGUCACCGUCUUACGCGAUCUUGCUUGUUCGCCAUGCGGAAACAGAGCAUAACGUAAAGGGCAUACGUGCAGGAUCUGGGAUUGACAGCGAACUCACCGUUCACGGAGCAAACCAAGCCCAGGCCCUAGCGAGUAGUCUACAACACCGCAAUGUCAUCGCUGUGUAUUCAUCCCCAAUGAAACGUGCAAUACGGACAGCGAAGCCUGUUGCUGACGCAUGUAAUGCGCCCUUAAACAUUAAAGACUGCUUAAGGGAGAAACACCUAGGUACACUGGAGGGCGUAUCAUUCCGCGAAUCUACAUCUUCACGGUCACUGGAUUCACAUUUCAAAGUUGAAGGCUUAGAGUCGCGGUCACAGCUCCUUGAACGUGCUCAGCAGUUUACUUCGCUGCUUUUUGAGCAUAUUACGUCUCUUGAGCGAGAUAUUAGUGCGGAGUCAGAUGUGCCGUCGCUAGUCAUAGUUUCACAUGGUCUGUUUCUCCCGUUCUUGCUGCGAGCUAUCUUGGCAAAAUUACGUUCUCCGCUGCCAGGUAAAGUCUCUCCAUGGUUAAAUGCUUCCUACACGAACAUAACAGUGUUCAAUGACCACUCUGCGCUGGUAGAAAUGAACAGGUCUAACCACCUAAGAAAAGUCAAACGGACUCGACGCAUUGGUUCCAGCAAGCACGAUCCCAGACAAACAACUCUCCAGUUCUGCCGGAAGCUGGAUGACUAAUGGAUGAAAUUUCGGCUUAAAAAUACGACUUACGGAGGCCGCUUUGUCUUUACUGGACAACAGAUCAAUCAUUUUGGUGAUUUUUGAUUCUUAACAAAAAAAGUACAAUCUAUGUUUUAUUGCUACAUAUUCGGAAAAUCAAAUCCUUUUGAUCAUUCCCGAUACUCGUCCUCAUCUUCUGCAGCCUGUCCCAUUUCAGCAUCGUCAUUGUCGUCAUAAUCCCCGUCAACCGCUGCGGAGCCAUAAUCCGAGCCUUGCAGCAACUGCCGUUGAGAUUCUUCGAGAUGUUGCUCUCGUAGUUGUAACUCUUCUGCCUCAUAAGUUUUGAGAGCAUUCCGUUCGAUCAGGUCGUUAAUUUUUUGACGCAUCACUUCCUCCAUACGAUUGGCGUCAUUGUACACCUCAGAGUGCUCUUCAUUAUAAGUGCGUGCGUUACUAAACAUUAACAUGAAGUCGUCAACCAACUCUUGGAGGUUCCUAUACCGAAGACUGCUAAUCUUCCGUUUAAUUUUAUCGAGUGAGAUGGGGUUUUUAAUGAUGACAUAGUAGUCCGGGUACAGCUUUUUGCUGGGAAUGUGAAGGAAUAGAGCAUUGAUGGGCCGUCCGUCAGUGUCUUGUAGAUUGUAGACGGCCUGGUAUAGCUCCAUCGCGCAUCGCUUCAAUGCCGCUCGGAGACAUUCCUGUUCAAUGUCUGCCUUCGACAUUGUGUGGUAAUUCGGUGAAGCAAAGUCGUCAUCAUCCUCAUCAUAAGCACUCGUACCCCGAGUGUGCCGUUUCCUUAAACGCUUGCUUCGUUCAGAAUACAGAUAAUCCUCCUCAUUUAAUUCCUCCAAGGUGGGCUCAGCAUAACUGAUUGAUGCCCGACGACGUUUAUGGUUCAUAAGAAUAGCACGGUUUUCUUCUUCUGCAGCAGCGGCUGCUAGAGUAUCAACAUCAACACGAUAAAUUUCAGGCAGUUCAUCUUCUGAAAGCAGACGAGGUAAUGGUUUGCCCUUGCCAUAAGCAUCUUCUUGUUGACGUUGCUGAUCAAUCUCACGGAAUAUUUUCAGCUCCUCUUCGUUUCUGGAGAUAAGUUCAUUAAGCUCAUCAUCCUCAAACUUUCCAUGAUUUUCGUUCGCUUGAUCAUCCCCGUUCUCGUGUUCCAAAAGUGAACGAAGGAAUGCUUCACGCUCCUCCGGCGUAGACUUAUUGUCAAACUUUCCGGCUUGGAUAACCUUGCCGUCCAAAUCGAGCUUGUACUGCGCACGAGCAAGAAUAUUUUCCUCAAUUGACUUAUCAGUAAUGAGACGGAGAAUACGAACCUCUUUCGUUUGUCCGAUUCGGUGAGCACGGUCUUGAGCUUGAAGAUCUUGAUGAGGGUUCCAAUCGGUAUCAAAAAUAAUGACGGUAUCAGCAGUUUGCAGAUUCAAACCAAGACCUCCUGCCCGAGUACUAAGAAGAAACACAUAGAUAUCAGAAUUGCGAUCGUUAAAAUCAGCUAGCAAGGCCGAACGAUCUUCGGCUUUUGUAGAACCAUCUAACCGAAGGUAUUUCCAGUUUCUGUAGCGUAAGUAAUCUUCCAUAAUACUCAUGAUUUGUGUCAUCUGGAAGAAAAUUAACGUCCUAUGACCAGUUCUAAAAAGUUUUGGCAGUACCCUAUCGAGUAGUUCGAACUUUCCAGCAGCACGCCAAAGCAGGUCGUAGUUGGUGCCUUCAGGAUCGAUAGCCUGCUCUACUUCCUCGAAAACGAAUGGAUGAUUGCAGAUCUUUUUAAGUUGCAUAACGGUAUUUUGUAGACCUUUCAUGCCCGUGCGACCCUUCUCACCAUCGGCAACAAACAAAAUUCCAUGUUUUUUCAUUUGCUGAUACAAACGGAGUUGCAGUGCCGAGAGUGGACACUUGAUGACCUUUUCAAUCUUGUCUGGUAACUCUUUUUCAACAUCUUUCUUCAACCGCCGAAGCAAGAAAGGCCGAAGCACUUUAUGGAGACGCUUGAUGACCAGCAGCGACUCUUCUUCGGACAAUUCCAUCUUGUCUUGGCCACCCGCAUUAGCGAACGGAGUAUUAAACCACUCAUCAAAACUCUUGAUGGAGUUGAAGAUUUUUGGAAGAACGAAAUUCAGUAGAGCCCAAAGCUCAGGCAAGUUAUUUUGCAGAGGCGUUCCUGUAAGGAUGAGGCGGUAUCGAGAAUAAUAAUAUGUCGUCAAUGUGUUUGUCAGUUUGGACUGUGUGUUUUUCAUACGAUGACCCUCAUCAAUAAUCAUGUGCAGCCAGCGAACUUUAGACAGCACCGGCCGAUCUUUGAUUACAUAUUCAAAUGUUGUCAACAGCACCUGAAAAUCGCCUGACCUGACUCGUGCCUGUAACGAUUUCCGCACCUGGGGAGGUCCCUUGUAAGCGAUAAUUUUAACGGACGGGGCCCACUUUUCAAACUCCAAGCUCCAAUUUGUUAAAGUAGACAAGGGGACGAUAAUGAGAAAAGGCCCCUGCUCGUUUUUCCUUUCCAAUAAGUACGUAAUGAAGGAUAUUGUUUGAAUGGUUUUACCCAAACCCAUCUCAUCGGCUAAAAUACCGUUGAGAUUAUUGUUAUAAAGGGAAAGCAUCCAUUGAAGGCCCUUUAACUGGUAUUCUUUCAAUGUUCCACC
This is a messenger RNA of Schizosaccharomyces japonicus yFS275, 3827 nucleotides long. RefSeq names its product phosphoglycerate mutase family protein. Bases 436 to 1203 code for a protein of 255 amino acids. The record is from RefSeq and is a predicted model, not a curated record. The transcript has a single exon. Lineage: Eukaryota; Fungi; Ascomycota; Schizosaccharomycetes; Schizosaccharomycetales; Schizosaccharomycetaceae.